CUUGCACAUGCGCAGAAGGCUCAAUGACAGUCGCGCGUCAGCUAAGGCUCUGGGAAAGGGGGCUGGCCAUGUUGCCUGUGACCUGGGGGUCCAAGGUCCGAGCAUGGUCCCUGGUGCCUGCUCUCUUCGGGACUCCCCGGGCUCUGUCGUCCCUGGCGAACAGGAUGGGGGUGUAUCGAAAGAUGUGGAACCCCACAGAGCCCUGCAACUGGGCCCAGCAGUACCGGGAGCGCUUCAUCCCAUUCUCCAAGGAGCAGCUGCUCCGCCUCCUGAUACAGGAGUUCCACCCGGGCCCGGCAGAGAGAGCGACUUUGGAGGCGUUCUCGGCUCAUGUAGACUUCUGCACCCUGUUUCAUUACCAUCAGCUCCUGGCCAGGCUGCAGGCCCUGUAUGACCCCAUCAACCCUGACAGGGAGACCCUGGACCAGCCAUCCCUUACUGACCUCGAGCGUCUGUCUAGCGAGAAGGACGUGCUGCAGGCUCUGAAGCCCCUGCUGGCUCAGGCCAACUUCUCUCCACUCUCUGAAGAUGCCCUGGCUUAUGCACUUGUUGUCCAUCACCCUCAGGAUGAGGUCCAGGUGACAAUAAAUUUGGAUCAGUAUAUCUACAUGCAAUUCUGGGCCCUGGGCCAGAAAGUUGGGCAGAUGCCCCACAUGUCCAGUGUGGGCUCCAAGCGUGGCUUCUUCAGGAAGUUGCCCCCUGUGGAGAGGAGAUACUUCAAGCGUGUGAUAUUGGCAGCCCGGACCAAACGUGGGCACCUGGUUCUGAAGAGCUUCAAGGACACCCCACUGGAGGGCUUGGAGCAGCUGCUGCCAGAGCUGAAGGUGCGCACGCCCAUGCUGCAGCGCGCCCUGCUCAACCUGAUGCUGGUGGUCUCGGGAGUCGUGUUCUUCGUCAAUGUGGGCAUGGUGAUACUGUCUGACCUCAAGAUGGCCACCUCCCUGCUGCUGCUGCUCUUCGCUGCCUUCAUGGGCCUGAGGGCCUCCAAGGUGUUUGGGCAGCGUAGAAGUGCCCAGGCGCUCGAGCUGGCACACAUGCUGUACUAUCGCAGCACAUCCAACAAUUCCGAACUGCUCAGUGCCCUGGCACUCCGCGCGCAGGAGGAGCACAUCAAAGAGACCCUGCUGGCCCACAGCUUCUUAGCCCGCAGGCCAGGGGGCGCCCAAGGCCUGUCUGAAGAGACCUCCAAGUGGCUACAGUCUGAAGUGGAGAGCUGGCUUCUAGCCCAGUCUGGCUGUAAUGUGGCCUUCAAUGGACCCCGGGCCCUGGCCCACCUGCAAGCUCUGACUCCCACCUUCGGGUUGUUCCCACCAGCUGAGUUGCCACAACUUGACCCACUGGUCCUGGGCACUCCAGAGGCCUGGCAGGCUGGUGCGCGGGGUGGUAGCUACCCAUCACCCUGACCACUUACUGCCAGGCAGGG
Phodopus roborovskii (desert hamster) is the source of this 1423-nucleotide messenger RNA. RefSeq names its product transmembrane protein 143 (gene Tmem143). Bases 24 to 1403 code for a protein of 459 amino acids. Gene Ontology annotation, cellular component: mitochondrion. The transcript is spliced from 8 exons. The record is from RefSeq and is a predicted model, not a curated record. Lineage: Eukaryota; Metazoa; Chordata; Mammalia; Rodentia; Cricetidae.